GACCGGCACCGGGAACAUGGCGGACACGGUGAACGUGGGGGUGAACCUGGACGCUUUCUCUCACGCGAUCAGCGGGAUUCAGGCGCUGCGCUCGAGCGUGAGCCGCGUGUUCGAGUCUCUGAAGGACGGGAUGAAAAACCGCGAGACUCUGGAAGGGCGCGAGAAGGUUUUUAUUGCCCGGUUCCAGGAUCACCUGCAGGCCGUGAACCGGGACCUCAAUGAGUUGGAGCGUCUCAGCGGUCUGGUGGGUCGUCCUUCAGAGUCUCAUCCUCUUCAUAACAGCGGUCUGCUGAGUCUCGACCCGGUUCAGGACAAGACUCCCCUCUACUCGCAGCUGCUGCAGGCCUACAAGUGGUCCAACAAGUUACAGUACCACGCAGGUCUUGCUUCUAGUUUGUUGAACCAGCAGUCGCUCAAGCGAUCGGCCAAUCAGAUGGGAGCUUCAGCCAAGAGACGCCCCAAAGUCCAACCCAGUACCCUGGUACUUCCUCCCCAGUACGUGGAUGAUGUCAUCUCUCGGAUCGGCAGGAUGUUUCCUGAUAUGACGAUCGAACUGUUCAGACCCAACGGGACGUCAGCUGUUCUCCUGGUAACCCUGGGGAAGGUGUUGAAGGCGAUUGUCGUGAUGCGUUCGCUGUUCAUCGACCGGACGGUCGUUCGAGGAUUCAACGAGAACGUUUACAACGAGGACGGAAAGCUGGACAUCUGGACCAAGUCUCAGUACCAGGUGUUCCAGAAGGUAACGGACCACGCCACCACAGCCCUGCUGCACUACCAGCUCCCCCAGAUGCCGGACGUGGUGGUACGAUCCUUCAUGACCUGGCUGAGGAGCUACAUUAAGCUGUUCCAGUCUUCCUGUCAGCGCUGUGGUCGCUUCCUGCAGGACGGACUUCCUCCAACAUGGAGGGACUUUAGGACCCUGGAGGCGUUCCAUGACACCUGCCGCAUGUGAACAGACUCACCUGUCUACCUGUCUCACCUGUCAUCAUUUCCUGUUCACCAGUCUGUGGGCUUUGUUUUGUUUUCUGUUUAGUUUUUUAAUAAAGUUUGAU
This is a messenger RNA of Scomber japonicus (chub mackerel), 1052 nucleotides long. RefSeq names its product mediator complex subunit 27 (gene med27). The coding region runs from base 17 to 952 and encodes 311 amino acids. Gene Ontology annotation, molecular function: transcription coactivator activity. The record is from RefSeq and is a predicted model, not a curated record. Gene Ontology annotation, cellular component: mediator complex. The transcript is spliced from 8 exons. Lineage: Eukaryota; Metazoa; Chordata; Actinopteri; Scombriformes; Scombridae. Gene Ontology annotation, biological process: regulation of transcription by RNA polymerase II.